Messenger RNA from Aedes albopictus (Asian tiger mosquito), 3283 nucleotides. Its product is annotated as CCAAT/enhancer-binding protein zeta. The record is from RefSeq and is a predicted model, not a curated record. NCBI's taxonomy places the organism in Eukaryota, Metazoa, Arthropoda, Insecta, Diptera, Culicidae. Gene Ontology annotation, cellular component: nucleus.
CCGGAUCGCGGCGCACAUUCCGUUUCGGUCCACACACAUCGCGCGCACAUGUUAACAGCACGAUUCAAUCGGAGAUUUUUGUGUGAAAAAUUCUAAAAUUUUAUCGGAUCAAGGCUUUGUGUUCGUUUCGGUUUGUUCUGAAGUGAUAGUGUGAAUUAAGUGCGAGCGAAAUGUCGAUCAAAGAAUCGAAAAAGCACGGUAAAAAGCGGGAUUCCAGUGGGGGUAGUAAGGAGACGAAACCAGCGAAAGAAGGGGCCACCACCGCAACCAAGAAGAAAAUAGUGUUCGGAGAGGAUGGCCAACAGAAGGAAGUUCCCGUGGCUGAGGUAGUAGGAGCGGGUGAUCAGAACAAUGAGAGUGGCGGAAAGAAGGGAAAGAAACAUCACAAGAAACAGCCGAAGGAUGUGCGGGAGGAGAACGAGGUGGACACGGUGGAGCGCCGUUGGUACGAGCACUUUGAUGGGUACAACACGGUGGGCGAGCUAGUGGAGUUGAAGGAUGCGGAGAUCGCCGAGCUGAGGAAGCUUUGUCGAUUGGCUUUCGAGGCGGAAAGCCGGACGCUGAUGAAGAACAACCCAUCGGAUGCCAAGUGGUUGCUGACGGCGCUAGAGAAGGGUACCUCACGGGAUAGAGCCAAUGCGGGAGCGUUGUUGGUUCAGAGCAAUCCGUUGUGCAAUCUGCAGGCGCUGGAAACGGUGGUGGCCAUGGUCAAGCUUUCCAACAAGGGUCACUUGGAUGUGGUGGAGGUGUUGUCGGAGCUGAUGCUGAAUUCGGUGAUGCCAGCGGACAGGAAGUUGGUUUCUAUCCCGUUGAGGGGAGCCGAUUGGAAGAACGUGAAGAAGCAGGAACUGGAGAAGGGAUUGAGGGACAAGAUCUUCGCUUAUUGGCAUUUUGAGGAUGCGUUAAGAGACGUGUACUUUACGUUUCUGAACAAUCUGUCUGCGGUGAUCCAAACUGGCCAGGAUAACAGUAAAUUGAAGGUGAUCCAGUACGCUUCCAAGCUAUUUACGAUGAUUCCGGAGAAGGAAGCCUACCUGCUGUCGAUGUUGGUCAACAAGCUGGGAGACCCUAGCAAGAAAGUGGCCGUCAAAGCAUUGUACCAUUUGACGGAAGUUGUGAAGAAGCAUUCGGCCAUGUGCCCAGUUAUUGUCACAGAAACGGAAAAAUUGCUUUUCCGGAACAAUAUUUCCUCGAGUGCGCAGCAUUACGCCCUAUCCUUCCUGGCCGCAAUCAGCAACUUCGGAGAUUUUACAUCCUGCGAGAAGAUGAUCAACAUUUGCUUCUCGUUCUUCAAGAUCCUCACCGACAAAGGCGAGGUGAACUGCCGGACGAUGCAGGCCAUCUUGGCGUGCCUUCGUAAAGCCAUCGGAAACAUCAAAAAGGAUGUCGAUAUCGCAAACUUUGUUAAACCGGAAGUGCUCAACACGGUCUACCGAAUGAUCCAUUUGGCAGAUAUAUCGAUCGCCUGUCAAGGGCUCUCCCUGCUCCUGGAAAUCACCGAAUCCAAAGGAGUUGAGCAGAACCGCUUCUACAACGCCCUCUACAAGAAAUUACUCGAUCCGCAGUUGGGAACCGUUGGUCCCCGUAUCUCCAAUAUAUUCUUCUAUAUCAUUCACCGGGCCAUCCAGAACGAUCCCAUCCCCGACCGAGCGCAGGCCUUCAUCAAACGGCUGCUCCAAGUUGCCUUCAAUUUCCCCCCAUCCAAAGUCUGCGGUGUGUUAAUCAUCGUCAGCAAGGUCCUCCGCAAGCGGAGGCACCUCCAUACGGACGGCCUAACCCCGGAGGAAAACGGAGAACUUCCCGAACAGCAGCUUCAGGCACAAGAAAGCCCGGAUGAACAGCAUGACGACGACGGUGAUGAGGAAGAUCAGAAGAAGCUCUCGAAGGAAAGCAAUCGACGUGUGACGCAGUACGAUCCGUUCCAUCGGGCUGCAGAGUACGCCGGCGCAAAGUACACGAUCAAGUACGAGCUGACGCGGUACCUGGAGUACUUCCAUCCGACGGUGAAGUCGUUCACCCAGAGCAUCCUAACGAAUUCCCCACUCAGCUACUACGGUGACCCGCUGCGGGACUUUUCGCUGGGCCACUUCCUGGACCGGUUCGCUUUCAAGAAUCCCAAAAAGCCCAAAACCGAGGAGAACGCCGAAGGCGAACAGGUACCGAAGAAGAAAAUUCUUGGCGUGGCCCAACGGAAAGGCGACUACGUUCCGAGUGGAUCCCGUGGGCUUCCGGUGCACUCGCUCACCAAGGACCACUGCACCGAGGACGAGCGAUACAUCUUCCAAUUCCUGGAGCAGAAGCGAGAACGGUUGCGUGAGGCCAAGGAGAAGGACAAGGCCCGGAAGGCCGAAAAGGGAAUCGAAGACAAGGAUGACGAUCUGUCCGAUGCGGAAUCGUUGGACGACGAUGAGUUUGAUUCGUAUCUGGACCGGCUGGGAGUGCCGGGUGGAGAUGACGCCGGUGCCGAUUUGGAUCCGGAGGUGGACUUCAUGAACGAGUUCGAGCAAGAUUUGGCCAAGAAGGCCGAUAAAAAGAAGAAGAAACGUGCCGCUGGCGAGGAUGAAGAUGAAGACGAGUUUGGCGGAGGGAUGAAGGCCAGGAUAUCGAUGAGGAUGACGAGGAUGAGGGUGGUUUGGACGACGAUGAGGAGCUUGAUGACGGCGAGGAUGACCUCAGUGAUGGUGGAAGCAUCUCGCUGGAUGAGGGCGACAUGGACGACGACGGAUCUGGAGGAUGAAGAAGAUGACGAGGAGGAUGAGGAUGAUGAAGAAGACGCACCAAAGUCCAAGAAGAAACGAAAGGAGGGGGCUGUGAGCGAACGGGAGUUCCAAAAGAAGCUCAAGACGGGAGACUUCAAUUCCCUGUUUGCCGCGGCGGAUGAUUUCUCGGAAAUGCUGGAGACGAAUGUGGGAUUGAAGGAUAGUAAGUCGCAUGGAACACUGGGUGAAAUCUUCAACAAGGAUAAUGCCCCUUCAAAGCAGAUGGAAUGGGAACAGGCGCGGUUCAGUGGUAAAAAUCGGAUGCAGAGUGGCGGCAAAAAGCGGUUCAUCAGCAAAAAGCACGGCUCUUCGUCCGGUGGCAUGGGGGGAGGCGGUGGCAACAGGAAGUUCACAGGAGGUAAGGUGGAAAAGAGACAUCCGAAGAAGUCGUUUGGAAAAGGAAACAAAGGCGGCGGAAAGGUUGGAGGUAAGCGACGAAAAUAGAUUCUUUAAAGAUUAAUGUGUACCAACGUAAGUACUGGUAUAUGCCUAGUUGUUAACCAUAAAUGAUGUUCUUGAGUACA